AUGCUGGCGAAGAUGGGAAGCGAGAUGGUGGAGCUGAAACAUCGAGUAUCCGAGCAAAGCGACACGAUCAGGAAGCUGAGCGCCACGGUGUACAAGCAAAGCACCACCAUCCAGGGACAGGAAGAUCUGAUCCGAGGCUUGGAAGCCCAGGUCCAGGAAUCCAAGGAAGAGUUUCGACGUAAGAGCGAAGAACACGACAAGCAAAUGAAACAGGAGCACCGGGAUCUUAAGAGAGAUUGGUCGGAAUGA
Molecule: messenger RNA, 249 nt
Organism: Hirsutella rhossiliensis
Lineage: Eukaryota; Fungi; Ascomycota; Sordariomycetes; Hypocreales; Ophiocordycipitaceae
Product: slyX domain-containing protein
Exons: 1
Coding region: 1-249 (82 amino acids)
Source: RefSeq, a predicted model, not a curated record